This is a messenger RNA of Phycomyces blakesleeanus NRRL 1555(-), 357 nucleotides long. RefSeq lists its product as hypothetical. The transcript has 2 exons. Bases 1 to 357 code for a protein of 118 amino acids. The record is from RefSeq and is a predicted model, not a curated record. Lineage: Eukaryota; Fungi; Mucoromycota; Mucoromycetes; Mucorales; Phycomycetaceae.
AUGAAGCCCUCGACAAAAAUACCUACAAAAUUCACUUUGGCAAGUGUUGCUAUGUUAUCAACCCAUAAAGUGCUUCACGCCAUUCUAGGAGAAAUAUGUGUCAUGCGUGCUGUCAAUAUCGAGGUCAAGGUCGAUGGAUCUCACAAGAGAAAAGAAUAUGUCUCCUCAUCCUAUUCAUCUGAGUUCAAUCUUAUCGAGGAUUUUCGACAUUUGAUGAAAUUUCACGCCAAGAGAAGCAAAUUCGCUGGAGGUGAAGGCCUUACAACAAGAGUAGCCAAUGUAUCUAAUAGAAUAACAGCUCUCGCUCUCUUAAACAUGAGUCAGCAUUCUGUGAACAUGUUUUGCAAAUGUCUUUGA